This is a messenger RNA of Aspergillus lentulus, 2232 nucleotides long. Its product is annotated as Zn(II)2Cys6 transcription factor. Gene Ontology annotation, biological process: DNA-templated transcription; regulation of DNA-templated transcription. Gene Ontology annotation, molecular function: transcription cis-regulatory region binding; zinc ion binding; DNA-binding transcription factor activity, RNA polymerase II-specific. Gene Ontology annotation, cellular component: nucleus. NCBI's taxonomy places the organism in Eukaryota, Fungi, Ascomycota, Eurotiomycetes, Eurotiales, Aspergillaceae. The record is from RefSeq and is a predicted model, not a curated record.
AUGAAGCGGAGUCGCAUUCAAUUCGAAGCCAAUGGCCAUGCGUCUUCAGACUCUCCUCAGGGAGCUUACCCGCAUAUGGCGACCGACGAGGAUUCGAAACAGCAAGUUUUGAGACAUAUCCCUAAGAUCUCACGGAGAAUCCGUGCAUGUACAAACUGCAAGAAUCACAAGGUGCGCUGUGAUAAGGAAGGGGAGGCGCCAUGUCAGAGAUGCCGUCGCAUGGGCUUGGACUGUGUUGUCAACAAAAGCCUACAGACUUUAUUGGACGAUGAGACAGAGUGGAAGACGGCGGUUGAGCUUGCAAUGACGGAUCUACUCCGAAAGGCUCAGCUACCGGACUUGUCAUACUAUCAGUCGCUGGGCAAAUCGAUGGAGACUCCUUCCAGGAAAAGAGGCCGCAAAGAAUCGACAGCAUCAACCGAAGAUACCGGCACUGCGACGGUCAACCAUGACAGGAGACCGAGCUCGAUAGGCUCAAACUUGGAAUCGGUCCCAAUAGGUCCAAACUCCUCGGCGAAUUAUUCCUUUCCUAAGCAACAUUCCCAGUACUCCCUCGAUCGGGAAGAAAAUGGAACAUCAUCCUUGAUUACUGCGCCGAUGGGAAGUCUAUACGAAGUGACUAGGCUGAGCGACAUCCCUCCAAGUUCUCCCGGACGUCAGCAUGCACACGACCGGGCACUAGUGACCGACUUCGUAUCGCGAGGAGUGAUUGAUCUACAAGAGGCGGAGGACCUAUUCCACUUCUUUGAUCAGGUGCUCAGUCGUUAUCUGUGGGAUGGUAUGGCGUUGGUGCACAAGGAUCUUACAUCUGUUCGCAACUCUUCCUCAAUGCUCUCCGCCGCCAUUCUUGCUGUUUCAGCUCUCCACUUACCCAACAAGGAGAAAACAUUCGAUACCUGUUAUACGGAAUUCGCCAAGCUGGCUUCGGAAUCCAUGCUUGAUAGACACCAUACCCUCGACGAUUUGCGUGCGUUAUGUGUUGGCGCAUUCUGGCUUGCGGAUGUCAGCUGGAAGCUUUCAGGAUAUGCGGUCCGAAUUGCGACUGAACGAAACCUUCACCAAUCCUAUCGCAAGGCCAUGCAGGGCUCUGUGGAGCAUAUAGAACAAGUGAGGCUCUGGUACCUUCUCUAUACCCUGGAGCACCAUUUCUCUAUCGCAUACGGACGGCCGCCUAUCAUUCAUGAAGAUCCAAGCAUCGCGAAUCACAAUACGUUUACAAUUUCCCCGGCGGUGCAGCAGUCGGAUCUACGCCUUCACAGCCAAGUGGACCUGUUUAUUAUUUUGACUCGAAUAUAUCACGCUUUCGGUCCCGAUGUCGACCUGGAGGUUUCCGAGAGCGAAUUCUCUACAAUCAAUAAGUUCGACGCUGAUCUUGGAGAUUGGCGCUCCGCCUGGCUCCCUCGUUUAGCUGGAAGUCGGUAUGUCGGUGCAUACCCUUACAAAGCCGUCUAUCUGCACUACCACUUCUCUCGUCUGCAACUAAACUCGGUUGCUUUACGAACGUAUCACUCCUCGAAUUCUUCGCGGCCGAUGUCCGCUGAACGCAAGAAACAUGCCAAUCUGGCGAUAGAAUCUGCGAUCGAAACCCUCCUAGUGGUACUCGAUGAGCCCGACAUCCAAAGAGCUUUGAUCGGCGUUCCUCUAUAUCUGCACAGCAUGAUCACCUUUGCAGCUGUGUUCCUCCUCAAGAUCGCCGCCAAGUGUUGCUCCGCGACGCUACCCAAUGCGCAAGGGCAGCAAAAUUCCAUUGCCUCGGCAGGUCUUUCAAUCGACGCGCCUUACGUUCGUGCGUUGGUUGGUAAAAUUAUUGAACUGAUGGUCACUUGUAGCAAGCGUGCUAGUGAGCGCCAUCUUACUCAUCAUAUAGCCCGUGGCUUGCGCAAGAUGCUUACUGGACUCGAAGAGUGGGAAAAAAGAAAUUCAGGGGGCCAGCAAUCUCUGGGACAGAAUUCCUAUGAGACUACAUCAAUAUUCAAACCCAUUAUAAUUCCUGGAGCGCAACCAUUGAGUGAACGAGACACCAUUCUGAACCACCCUCCUCCGCUACCCGGAAUGGCUCCUCUGUCGGCUGAGCGCAGUAAUGGGUACGGACCUGCUCAGAUGCAGGGAAAACAGGAGCCAGGUCUCUCGAUAGGCUCUCUGGAUCCUAUGAUGGCUGAUUUAUGGGGCUUCGACGAGGAGUAUUUCCCUACGGGAGUCUUCGAUUUUCUUCAGUCUCAGAUGCCUGCCUGA